UUAUUGGUUGAAAUUUCUCAGCCUUGUAGGCAAAACUGGCUAAUUUGGAUAGAACCUAGAAGCCAAUUUCUUAGUUCUGUGACAGACUGACAGUGCAUUGUUGUUUAUUUUGUUCAUUUCAUUUUCUACCUCAACACGUUCCAAUUCAUUAACCAUGGCACCAACAGUGUCAUCUGUUUUUGAGUCAGAGAGAGACCCUGUGAGAUAUGCACACACAGUUUCAGAGGCAGGCCGCAUUCUUCCUUCAGCUAGCCGCUGGAACUCCAUAGCCCUUGACUUUAAAUUCACGCCUAACUCUUCCACUGCCUAUGAAUCUAUCCCUUCCCAAUAUCCAAAAUCUGUUGACUACAAUCUUGUCAUCACUAACAGGAAGCACUUUCAUUGUUUUAUUAUUGUUCUUGUAACAAUAAUCUUUGCCAUCUUAGCAACUGUUUUGCUGGUGCACUUUUUACCUCAGAAGCACAAGCAUCAAGGGUCUUCAAUCAAUCUCAAAUUGGCAAUAAACCAGGCUCUAACAUUUUAUGAUGCUCAAAAAUCUGGGCACUAUCCAAGGAACAGUCCAGUGAAAUUUCGAGGAGACUCAGGAUUACAGGAUGGGAAUUCUGCUAAGGCUAAUCUUACCGGUGGAUUUUAUGAUUCUGGAAAUAACAUUAAGUUUACCUUCACCACAGCCUAUACUAUGACCUUGUUGAGUUGGACUGUUGUGGAAUAUCAAAGUAAAUAUGCUGAUAUUGGUGAACUUGAUCAUGUUAGGGACAUAAUUAGAUGGGGUAGUGACUACCUGCUCAAGGUGUUCAUUCCCCCAAAUUCAGAAGCUGGAGCAAACCUUGCAUUGUAUUCCCAGGUUGGAAGUACCAUUAGUAUUAACAAUGAACCUAAUGAUGUGAGUUGCUGGCAACGACCUGAAGAUAUGAAAUAUGAGAGACCAGUUUCAAUUUGUGAUGGCUCUGCUUCAGAUUUAGCUGGUGAAAUUGUGGCAGCAUUAUCUGCAGCAUCGAUGGUAUUCAAAGAAGACAAAGAUUACUCGAGGAGACUUGUCCAAUCAGCAGAAAGUCUCUAUGAGGCAAUCACAAAUGAAAAAUCUACAAAACAAGGGACCUACACCAUGGUUGAUGCCUGUGGGAAACAAUCAAGAAUGCUUUAUAACUCAACUAGCUACAAAGAUGAGUUGGCUUGGGGAGCAACAUGGUUAUUUCUUGCUACUGAAAACACUGAUUACCUUGCAAAUGCAACCGCAAUUUUUUCAUCAGCCAAGAGGGAUGAAUCAAGUGCUGACAAAGGUAUUGUUUCUUGGAAUAACAAGCUCAAUGCUGUCGAGGUUUUGCUUACCGGUAUUCGAUUCUUCCGUGAUCCUGGCUUCCCACAUGAGGAUGUUUUGAAACUCUCAUCUAACUCUACUGAUAUCCUCAUGUGUUAUUAUUUAUUCAAUAAAUACUAUAGCAGGACACCCGGUGGAUUGAUUAUCCUGAAACAAGAUAACGAGCCAUUACUCCAGUAUGCUGCUACAGCAUCUUUUCUCAGUAAAUUGUACAGUGAUUACCUUGAUCAUCUCAAAAUGUCUGGUGCAAGUUGCAAGACUGAUGAAUUCUCGGUUGAAAUGCUUCGUGAUUUUUCUACUUCUCAGGUUAACUACAUCUUAGGGCAAAACCCUAUGAAAAUGAGCUAUUUAGUGGGCUAUGGUGACAAGUUUCCUGUUCAGGUUCAUCACAGAAGUGCAUCAAUCCCUUGGAAUAAGCAAUACUCCAAUUGUGAAGAUGGUAAGAAAUGGCUAAACUCUAAAGAUCCAAAUCCACAGGUUCUUUUGGGGGCCAUGGUGGGAGGGCCAGACACUAAUGAUAAGUUCAUGGAUCAGAGGACCAACCAAAAGUUUACUGAGCCAAACAUAGCGAGCAAUGCUGGCUUAGUUGCAGCACUGAUUGCACUUCAAGAUCCUCCUAAUUCACGAGACAUCAAAAACUCACUGUGGGGAUGGACUUGAUCUAUAUUUGAACUGGUCCAUUGGAUUCCUUUACCACAUUGAAAGUAUUAUAUUCCAUUUAGAGGAACAUGAUUAUUAGGACAUAUAAACGAAAAGGAAGUCUAGAAUACUAUAUGCUGACCACUAUAAUUAAAGCAAAUGAGUUUUAUUUGAAAAUCAAUCAUUCGAUGAUGUAACUUUCAGGAUACUGUACAUGUCAUGUAAGGUAAAAUCCACGCUUCUACCAUGCAAUUUUGUUUGAGGACAGAGCCAGGAAUUGGUUAUUUUAGGAUCUUGACGCAAUGAAGGUAUG
This is a messenger RNA of Cajanus cajan (pigeon pea), 2270 nucleotides long. RefSeq names its product endoglucanase 25. Gene Ontology annotation, biological process: carbohydrate metabolic process. The record is from RefSeq and is a predicted model, not a curated record. Gene Ontology annotation, molecular function: hydrolase activity, hydrolyzing O-glycosyl compounds. Lineage: Eukaryota; Viridiplantae; Streptophyta; Magnoliopsida; Fabales; Fabaceae.